Molecule: messenger RNA, 12719 nt
Organism: Xyrichtys novacula (pearly razorfish)
Lineage: Eukaryota; Metazoa; Chordata; Actinopteri; Labriformes; Labridae
Source: the annotation of a GenBank genome assembly
GUAGCCAUCUUAGAAUUACAGUUAGCUUAAUGCAACCAGGGGCAACAGCGAGUGAAGCUCCACCGUCAGCCAGUCAGUAGAGCACCAAAAUGAGAGCUGUGGAUUAACUCUGUUGUAUUGGCUCUCCUACACUCAAACUCUCUGUCGGAUUAACCCUUUUCCUCUCAUUAAACUGCUCGGAAACGUCCCCCGGGUCGAGCUGACAGCCGUCGGGCCUCGUCGUCGUCGUCGUGGCCCAGCAGGACUCGAGUGAAGUUGGGAGCUGACUACCAAACUUCUGCUUCCUCCAGCGUCCUCCGCAGGGCCCGGGGCUCCUGUCACCGGCCCUGUGGAUGAGGAAGUGAACACGAACCGAAUCAAUAACCAGGUGAGAUAGUGAAUUCUGACUCGGUCGGUUCUGGUGCUUGUUAUCGCGGUCGGGUUCUGGAUAGCUGAGAGGCUAGUUAGCUUUAGCCGGAUAACUUCCCUGGCCUGACACGGAGCUGUGCUAACACUCGGCUCAGCUGAUCGCACACAUAUCUGUCCAUAACAGUUUGUUUUGAUCAGUAUUUUCACAUGCGAAGUUAUUUAUUGAUCGUGUUAUUGCGGUGCUCGUAAUGUCACAUGUAUUAAUAACCGUUGUUGGUCCGUGUUUAGCUCGUGUUGCUGCUCAGCUAACGUUAGCCAGUUAUUUCAGACUAAAAUGAGGCCUUUUUACGGACUCUGAAGGCUUUAUUGUUUUUAUUUUGACUCUAUAUCAGUGGUCAGGUUGAAGCUACAGUCGUUUUUCAUUGAGGAUAAUCUGAAGCGCGACGCUCACGUGACAUCUCAUUGAAAACAGUCAGAUUGAUGCAGCUCUGAUGAUCAAUAACAUCGAUCAGAAAUGUUUAAUCACUUCCUCUAACGCAAAGGGUUAUCGUGACUGUCUUCACAGAAUCUCAUGGCUCACUGUCAGCCUCAGAAGACUGUUACUAACCCCUGAACUACAGUGGCCCUAAAGUGCAAAACACAACACCAUCGCAAUCAACAAAAACAAAUCAUAGAGCUGUAAAAAAACACAGCAGAUCACAAACAUAAUGACUAAUCACUCACCAACAAACACCAAUUAUAUUUAUAGUCUUGUCUUCUUAAAUGUUGUAGUGUGUUUUGUUAUGUGUUGUCUGUUGAAAUCAGAAGUUUGUAUGAAUAACAGUAAAAACAGAACCGAAUGACAACCAGUUAUUGGGAAUAAACAGUAUGUCAAGUUAAAGGGAUAUUCCGGCGUAAAUUAAUUUAGGGUCAAACUCAUUGUAACACCAAGUUAGACACCCCCCUCCAAAGAUGGAUGUUGCCAACCGCUUGCUUCUCUGGUUAUACCGACUUAAGUAAUGACCGCACGAUAGCAAUACAGAGAGCCAUGCGCUCAACCAAAACACCACUCUAUAGCCACAAAUAAUGCUCAGAACAGCACCUUACUUCAUCAACAGGACAUAUAGGGUCACAGACAUAGUACUAUAGUUAUAGUUUAGUUCUAGUUUAUUUGUUUAUUCGAACAGUUUAAAAGAAAAACAAAAUAAAUGCAGCAUACAGUGUGCUUUGGCAGAGAAACAAUUACAUAGACAGCUCUGAAGCAAUAUAGAUAAGUAUACUUUGUUCGAAAGGGUGUAGGAUGAAGUUGAUAAAACUUAUCUAGUCCUACUCCUUUAUUGUUGUGUUACUGUAAUUUAAUCAGUCAGAGCACGUGUAGGAAUAACAGCACAGAAGACAGAAAAUAUAUCAGGGAAAAAGGCACGUUGACCAUCGUUAUAAAUUCAUGUUUCCGUUUCUCUCUUAUAUCCAUUCAGAAUUUGGUUUCUAAAAAUAAGUUUGAACUUGCUUAGUGAUCAGUACGAGCCACCAAACAUCUUUUUAACUUUGACUCAUUUCUUUAACAAAGAGACUAAACACAACUCACCCACUCUCUUCCAGCAGCCGCUUGUUAGUAGAGAGACCUCAGGCCAGUCCAUUACGGACUACAGCGGGGUGACGCAGCUCAAGGAAGAACAUUUAUGAUCAUUUCUUUAUGGAAAUACAGUCAGACCGAGAUGCUAAAGCAGAAGAACUACAGCGUCUGCAGUGAAAAUGAUGAAUAUGAUGAUUAUUACUUCAAGGAAAUGAUAAAGAAAUGACCAUAAAUGGUCUUCCUUGAGCUGCGUCACCCCGCUGCAGUCUGUAAUGGACUGGCCUGAGGUCUCACUACAAACAAGCAGCUGCUGGAAGAGAGUAGAUGAGUUGUGUUUAGUCUCUUUGCUAAAGAAAUCAGUCAAAGUUAAAAAGAUGUUUGGUGUCUAGUACUGUGUCUGUGACCCUAUAUGUCCUGUUGAUGAAGUUAGGUGCUGUUCUGAGCAUUAUUUGUGGCUAUAGAGUGGCGUUUAGGUUGAGCGUGUGGCUCUCUGUAUUGCAAUCCUGCGGUCGUUACUAAAGUUGGUACAACUAGAGAAGUAAGCGGUCUGCAACAUUCAUCUUUGGAGGGGGGGUCUAACUCGGUGUUACGGUGUGUUUGACCCUAAAUGAAUUUUAAGCGGAGUAUUCCUUUAAGUCUCACCUGUGGACUAGUGUUACCCGAUGAUAGUGAUUCAAAACACCGUCCUGUCAUCAGGCAAAUCAAGCAAAUGUGUUUAUGUCAAACAUUUUCUGCUCAGAAACAACCUGAUGUGCCUCACAUGAAUAAUUUAAACAUCAGAUGAAAUAGAUGAAUAAAUCAAUAUUAAAGAGAAUAAAAUCAUUUUAAAAGCAACAGAAAACGUUAAUUUUAGUGCUUAUCAGAAGAGAGAUGUUGAAAUUGUAAUAUAAUGUUUUAAAAGCACAUUGGUUCUUUAAAUUGGCUACUUAAACAUCGUAGUGCUUCUUGCAGAUAACUGAUUUAUAACAGUAAUUAUUCUAACAUUGUUGAGCAGGAACUGUUUACAUUGAUGCUCUUAAAGGGACGGGUUUCCUCUCCAUGUGUUUUUCAGGUUGUUCUGACUAAAAUCCUCUAAACGUAGAAAACAAAUUCAUGUCGAGUCAAAAGCAAAUAAUCUCGGCUGACCUCUUUUUGAAGCCAUCCUCGCUGAUCCUGAGCUCAUAGUAAAUCUGAAUUGAUGUUAAAGUCGUCGUAGUUUAUUGUCUCACAUAUCACGGUGAAGAAAGACCUCAUUGUUCAUAGAUCUGCUGAUCUUACAGGAGCUUCAGGCUCCAACUUGUGUCCUCAUCAACCUCAUGUCAAGAUUUAUGUUGUACUUCUGCUGUUACAGGAGAAAGGAAUCCCUUUGAUGGGAGAAUCCUCUUUCCUGGCCUACUGGGUCAAUCGCUGUGCCAUGAUGAUGGGUAUGUGUGUGUCUGUGUGUGUGUGUGUUUUACAGAUAGCUUCAUCUUGUCAUAUCUAAACCCCCGGAGGUUUUUUCCUCUCAAUAGUUUCUUUUCUACCUCAGUGUAUUCUCUUACUUCUGCAGGAAUUAGAUGGUAAAGGAGAUUCAUUCAUUUUUAGGCUUUUUGCACAGUGAUUUCAAAGUCUGAUACACAGUCUAAGCCCUGGUCUGAUCUUCUUGAGUGUAAAAAUGAAGUGAGAUCUUUUCGUGUCUCUCAGAUGAGCAGGAGGCACUGAACUCAAUCAUGCAGGACUUGGCCGAACUGCACCGCUCCAGCCGUCCUGCAAUGUUCCUGUCGGACCUGGGCAAACCCAAAGCCUCCUCACCCAAGAACCAGGUAACUGCUGCGUCAGAGAUAAUUGAGGAAAACAAAAAGAUGCUUUCUGAAGUUCACAGACACGUGUUUUGGUUUCUGAGUGAGUUUCAGUUUCUAGGUGAGCUUUAUUCCUCUAAUUUCACGAUGCUGUCUGUUCACAGAACGACGUCAGAGUGAAGUUCGAGUUCAAAGGGGAGAGGAGGUGAACUUCCAACCAUCUUCAUCACUUCAGAGGUAGAAACUCAGACCUGUAGAGCGCCCCGCUGACCUCUCACCUCUCUUCUUUAGGAUUUUGCAGUUUCCUCGACCUGUCAAACUGGACGACCUGAAGGCGAAAGCGAAGGUGGCUUUUGGUCAGACGAUGGACCUUCAUUACACCAACAAUGAGGUAAAAAACUGAAAGACCUCGCCAAACAGGACCUUGUUUUUACCGUUGACACUGAAUUCAACAAACACAUUUCUAUUUUGCUGCAGCUGGUGAUUCCUCUGACCACCCAGGACGACCUGGACAAGGCUGUGGAGCUGCUGGAUCGCAGCGUUCACAUGAAGAGCCUCAAGAUCCUCCUGGUGCUCCAGAGCUCAUCUCAGGUCAGCAGCUUCUGCCACAGAUAACCUAGGACUGGGCGAAUUAUAUCAUCAAGAUAAAUUUCAGUUCAAUCAGACAGCCAAUCAGAGUCGAGCUUUUCCUGCUCACUGCUGUAAGUUACAGGAGAAGUAAACAGAAUGAGCGAACGUGGCGCUGAGAUCAGUGAAACUGGUGUCAGCCAUGACUUUGAGUCAUCCUCCCAAGAUGCCAUAGUUGAGAAGAAGAGUUACUCAAUGUCGGUUGUGUGGUUCGGGUUUCUCCAAAGUGAGGUUGAGCAAUUAAGCCGAUGUGUAAGGUAUGUCGAUGAUCGGUGUCCUCACAAACCGGCAACACAACAGAUCUGUUUAAUCAUCUGAAGGAGUUCUUCCAGAGUGAUUAUGAGGAAAAAAUGAAGAUGUGAGCCGAGUCCUUCUGCUGACGGCACAACGAGCAGUUUGGCUACAACCAGACCAAAGCAGCGAUCAGUUGUAACAUCUAUGUUUACAUCAUCUAAUGUUUACAUUCUAAGUAGGGCUUUAAAAGUCGAUUUUAAAUUAAAUCGGCCAAUUUUAGCCCGUUUGAAACUAAUCGGUAAUCGGCCAAAACUCGCCGACUUUCGCCGAGAUUUUCAUAAAUGAAAUGCGGAGAAUAAGAUUCGGUUUCACUUGAAAAUGUUCCGCCAUUUAAAAAGAUCCCCGAUUUAUCCAGUAGAUGGCGCUACAGCGACCUCAUGACAACCUUGAUCCACUAACUACCUCACAGAACUGCAGAGUGACGGAUCUGAAGCAGACAGGAGGAGAGUGGUCCGCCUCAACGGUAAAUAAACCAGUUUGUGAAAAACACAAUAAGUCAACAAGUUUCAAUUUAACCCACUUCACCAUGUUCCCCGCUGUGCUGGUCUCGGUCACGCCGAGUUAACGGUGAACCACCAUGUAAUAUGAAGCUAAAGUUAGAGUAAGCCUCGCUGCACUGUUAGCUGUGCCAGUAACGGUAGAAUAAACAACAGUACACAUUAGUGAUCGAGCUACUCCUCUGACUGAGGCAGCUGCAUGUCUCCAGAUGAAACCGGACCGGAAAAUGAGGAACGGGAGUUAAGACGUAGGUACCGAUCGGCGGCGGCGGCGACGGGUGGGGGGUAUCGGUCGGUCUUCUUGUCAUUCAGGACUGUAAACUUUUGUUGUUCUGUUGAGUUAAAAUGGUUUUAUAUUUGUUUUAAAAUGUUUAUCUUCUCAAUUUUCUUUGUUUUUUACUUUGUAUGUGAAUAAAAUGUUGAACUAAUCUUUAGUUUCUUUAGUUUUCAGUACAGAUUCUUUAAAACUGGCAGUUUGAAAAUAUGAAAACGUGAUCAGAGUCGAGAUCAGAUGAUAAGACAAAAUAUAUCAUAAUCAUUUUUUAGUCAAAUCGCCCAGUCCUAAGAUAUCCUGAAUUUAACACUUUCUUCUUCUAACAGCAUCAUUGAAAUGUAGUUUUUUUGUUGUUCAUCUUAAAAUCUUUUUAUGAAACCAUCUCAGUAAGACAAGCCGUUCAUUCGUCUCUUUACGCUGAAAACAGGGUCUAGAGUUCUUCACCUGUCUGCUUUUGUUUUCAUUUGACUUUUCCUUUGUUUCCCAGAACUCGUCCUCCAGUAUGGACCUUCUACCGUCCCACGAGGAGUUGGACAACACAGGAUUCAGGGUGGCUGACAAGAAGAGCAUGCUGGGUUUGAUAGGUAGGUGAUGAAGUCUCUCUGAAACGUUGAAGAUGAAAAUAAAGCUUCUGAUCUUCUCCUGCAGACUCAUUUAUCCAAGUUCAUGAAGUCAACAUGGAUCGUUGUUGAUGAGUAUGUUUCUCUGCGAUCAUCCUCAGGUUCCCAUUCCACCGAUCGCAGCUCCCCUCCUCCAGGAUACAUUCCCGACGCGCUCCAGCAAGUGGCGAGAAACGGCUCUUUCACCAGCAUCAACAGCGAGGGGGAGUUCAUCCCUGAGAGCAUGGAUCAGGUACGUACAGAAACGUCGACGAUGAAUCAGUGGCGCAGACAGCGGACGAGUUUGUGUUUGUAACGAUGGUGUUGGUUUCUUGUCCUCCAGAUGUUGGACCCGCUGUCCAUGAGCAGUCCAGAGAACUCGGCGUCAGGAAGUUGUCCCUCUUUAGACAGUCCUCUGGACAGGUCAGGACCUAAACGUCUUCUUCAUACCAAACUGAACUCAUUGUUGGACCAUCAAAUAAACGUUUCCUCAUUUUUUUCCUUCUGUUUCUGCUCAGCGACUACCCCAAGUCCAGGAUGCCGCGAGCGCAGAGUUACCCCGACAACCACCAAGACUUUCCAGGUGAUUAAAGAGGAUUCAGAAAAACCACGAUGAUAAGAUGAUGAAUAAAAACAGGGACAUGAAAUCAUCAUUUUCUAAAAGUCUGUGGUGACUGGAUGCCAUUUUUAUUCAGUUCUUCAGCGUUCUUCAUCCUCCUCCUCCUCUUCCUCUUUAGAGUACGAUAUCCCCGUGUUUGAGAAGUCAGGAAAAGGGGGAACAUAUCCUCGACGAUACGGCAUUCCCUUUGGUCUUCAGGAUUACAGCGACGGUGGGAGAUGUUUUCAAAGACCCCCAAACAAAGACCUGAGUAUCGUUGACUGUGUGUGUUCAUGUUUUCAUCUUCUCUUCUUCUUCAUCUUCUCGGCAGGGAGGAAGACCUUCCCUCGGGCUCGGCGAACACAAGUCCACGGUUUCCGCUCACCGGUGAGCUUCAGCCCCACAGAGCAGUCGCCCAGCACCAGCAGCGGCAGCAGCGUCUUCACCCCUGACCUGGAGGAGGCCCCGGGACCCGCCAGGAGGCCACGAAGGGGCAGCGACAUUGAACCCAAUCCCAACCCGACGGCUCCGUCGACCUUGUCUGUGAUGGACAUCAGCCCGCCCAGCCGCUGUGAGUUCAGAGGUCAUUCAGUCCAGGAAGUAUCUCUGCCGAGUGUUUGACGGCGGUCUAACCUGACAGCGUUUUUUUUUCAGCUCCACGAGCUCCGACCAACUGGAGGCUCGGGAAGCUCCUGGGUCAGGGCGCCUUCGGUCGGGUUUUCCUCUGUUAUGACGCCGAUACCGGACGAGAACUGGCGGUCAAACAGGUCCAGUUUGACCCGGAGAGUCCGGAGACGAGCAAGGUGAGAGUCUGCAGAGGUGAAAAAAAACAAACACAAACAGGAGAGCUGUUAAAUCUGUGGAGGCUCGAGCACAAAGAGUUAAAAAUGAGAAGAAUAAGGUCUCAUUUCAUAAUGAUCUGAGUUGGAGGUGUGAGGCAGGAAGUGGAACAUUUCUUCACGCUUUGUAGGAGUGUUCUAAGAUCCUCUCCUCAUGGGAAAAAGUUUUAGACUAUAAGAGCAAAUCAUUAAAUUACAAACUCCCAACAUCACCAAGAUGAUGUCUCCUCUGAACCAGAAGUCCGGGGCCCCUGUUGAAUAAAAACAGUUUGAGAAAAUUAAAAACUGGACUAUUAACGUGAACAUGGAUGAUUCUGAAGUGUUGGAGGAACCCGAAACUCUCACACUGAGUCUGUGGAAAACACAGAUGAUGAUGUUGAUGAUGAUGAUGAUGAGGAUGAGGAUGAUGGGGAGAUUAAAUUCUGAAAAUGAUAUAAAAGAAAAAUGGGACAGUUUUUGUGGACAGAUGUGUGAACUUUCCUGUCUGUCUUAUUUUUAUCUUCUUUGUUUAUUUAUUAUUUCUGUUUGACCUCCAUCAUAUCUGUCUUGUUUGAUGCAACAUUGAAAAAAUAAUAAACUUUGAAUUAUAAAAAGAAAAAAUCAGGAUCACUGAUAAAAGUUUUGACUCUCUCAGGAGGUGAGCGCCUUGGAGUGUGAGAUCCAGCUCCUGAAGAACUUGUGCAACGAGCGGAUCGUUCAGUACUACGGCUGUCUGCGGGACACCAUGGAGCGGACGCUCUCCAUCUUCAUGGAGUACAUGCCCGGGGUGAGAGCUCAUGAACUUUGAACUUUUAACAGCAGAGCAACAGGACAACAGCUGAUUCUUCUUCUUCAUGAUGGUUUGUAGACCCGUAACAGAAGCAUCACUGGUUUUCUUCUGGGUUCUCAGGGUUCCAUCAAGGACCAGCUGAAGUCGUACGGGGCGCUGACAGAAAACGUGACGCGCCGUUACACCCGGCAGAUCCUGGAGGGGGUUUCUUACCUGCACAGCAACAUGAUCGUCCACAGAGACAUCAAAGGUGGGCGUGUCUUUGUUUUUAGUCCGGGUUGGUGGUCCUGGAGGUUCAGACUGAGACCUUCAGGGUCCAGUUUCAGGAGGCUGACUGUCUCCUCUCUGCUCAGGGGCCAACAUCCUCCGGGACUCGGUGGGGAACGUGAAGCUGGGAGACUUCGGGGCCAGCCGACGACUCCAGACCAUCUGUCUGUCCGGAACAGGGAUCAUGUCUGUGACCGGCACCCCCUACUGGAUGAGUCCGGAAGUGAUCAGUGGAGAGGGUUACGGCAGGAAGGCUGACAUCUGGUGAGUCCAGAGGGGGAAUUUAGAAACACUGCGAACGCACAAAAGAAAGCGUCGGGAUUUAUGAAAAAACAAACUUCAACAAACUUCAACAAACCUCCACGGCGGCUCUGACCCGCCGUACGAACGAAAUCUGGAGAGACGAGGAACUACGACCUCAACAGUAGAAAGAGGAGAUUAAAGACAGGGAUGUGAAAGAAUCUUAUAUUACACAUUUGACAACACAAAUCAGACAUUAAAGAUAUAUUUACAAAAAUGAAGAAGGAGGAAAAAUGUAGAUUGACGCUCCAGGAAGUGCGCGAGCAAACACGUCCGCACCUACACACAUGACCUGUCUUAUUAAAUCAGUUAUUCUCCGUCGUUGUGAAACUAACUUACAUGUUAUAAUCAAAUCCAUUCACAUCAACAAGUAAAGAUUUAUAUUAACAAUCGUAAUUAAAAUGACAUGAUCGCUGCGCAAAACUACUGAUCAAUCAGACUACGACACCUGGAGCUGAUCAGGAAAUGAAGUUCUGGGUGUCACCAAAUCAGUCCAGAUCAGACUCUCAGUUUUGAUCUCUCUCUCUCUCUCUCUCUCUCUCUCUCUCUCUCUCUCUGUCUCAUCCUCAUUGUCGUUGUUCCCGCAGGAGCGUCGGCUGCACUGUCGUGGAGAUGCUGACUCAGCGGCCCCCCUGGGCGGAGUUUGAGGCCAUGGCGGCCAUCUUUAAGAUCGCCACUCAACCCACGAACCCUGUGCUGCCCGCCCACGUGUCGGACCACUGCCGAGAAUUCCUCAAACGGAUCUUUGUAGAGACCAAGCAGCGUCCGUCUGCUGACGACCUCCUGAGGCACAUCUUUGUACAUUAACCCCGCCCCCUCACCCUCACCUCUUCCUUCCUUCGCCCGCCCGCCCAACAGCCAGAAACGGCCUUACCUGACGGCGUCCCUGCCUCUGAGCCCGCCUCUCCGCGUUGGACCAGGAGGACUCGGCUGGGAGGAGUCUGGGCUUGUUGUUCGGAAGGGCGGCGUUCCCGCUCCUCCUCCUCCUCCUCCUCCUGUCUCUGUUUUUAGGAGACCGCCAUAGAGGACAUGAACUUUGAUUUCAUUUUCUCCACAAGUUGCACCUUAAUUUAGUCGAAGCUGGAGGAGAGGAGAAGAACAGGACUCUUUUUUUAUGUUUGUACGGUUUCUCAGAGUGGGACGGUCUCGGUGUUGUGGACCUGACUCUCCAGUGGCCCUCUCUCCCCCCCGCCGCCUCUUGCUGACCCGACCCCAGAAUGUAGUCUCCUGCCAAAACCCAGAGCGACGAUGACGACGAUGAUGACCACGGCGAUGACCUGGGCCCGCUGCUAAAGAUGAAAAGAAACUCCUGGAUGCAGAGAACACUCCCCGGAAACCUUCUCCGCUCUUUUCUCGAAUCUUCGUCUUUUCUGCUUCUGCUCUCCGUGAACCUCCUUCCUCCUCUUCGCCAUGUGCCUUUUCUGUUUCUUUCUUGAACUGCAGUCCGACUUCAUCUCUUGUUUUUAGCCGUUAAGGUUUUCUCAGCGUCGUUUCGCAUCCGAGGUUAAACUGCCUUCGAUCCUCGUUCUGCUCAAACUUCCUUUUCUGCCUUUUUUAGCGACAGGAUCUUUAGGAGCGUCCUGAUCCGGACUCAGCUCGUGAUGAACCGGCUCACUGGUACUUAGACGAGGAUCCAUCGAUUACAUAUUCAAGUCAGCGGGAUUAGAUCGUCAUUGAUUGUAAUUUUCAGUCGUCACGGUAACGAUUCAGUCCGGACGUAUCUGCUCGAAAAGAAAACGUGAUCGAGGACGCGGGUUUCUCCUCGCUGUCGGUCGUUACUUGAAGAAGAGAAGCAGAGGAGGCGUGUCCGUCUGCUACAAAGCUCGAGGCUCGAAGCUGAUUGGUCAGGAGGUCUGGCUGUAUGACGCUGAAUCGAAAAACCACACAAACGUACGACUCCGUGUUCGUAGCUGCUCAUCACCAAAUCCACGGUUUGCACUGCUCUUCUUUGUUUUGCUGCUGCUGCGUUCGGUACUUUCUUUUGUUCCCCUCCUGCUGUGUCUUUCUGGAUGUGUGUGCGUACGUGUGUACAUGUGUGUGUGUGUGUUUUUGGCCUUGCAUGCACUCGCACACAGACUCACAGUCGAAGGCGUUUACAGUAUUCACAGCCUCUUUCAGUUGUUGCCAAAUUUAAGCGUGAACUCGUCACUUUAAUCGAACCACAAACACGCUCUCCGUUCAUCUCUCUGACGCUCGCCUCUCGUGGUUUUUCCUCCUCAUGUUUUUGUGGUUAAAAAUGACUGAACCUCCGAAACUUCUCGGACAGCAGGAGGAAGUUCCUACAUCCGGUAAAACGCCGGCUGAUGGUGAUUAUUGGCGCUUAUUUCAGACUGAAUUCUGCUCAUCAUGAAAACUCCGUGUUGAGUUUGUUUCCUCGCGUCCUCGGAGCCGUUUCCCCUGAUUUAAAAUCACCGAUGUUGAACCUGCAGAAAUGAGGCGGUACAGAAACGUGUCUCAGGUUCUCCUCGGUCACUCCAGGUACUUUAUUUCUUGUUGAAGUUUCAGUCGGAUGUUUCAUCGUUCUCUCCGUUUGCAGUUCUUAACUCGACUGAGGUUAACGCGUUCUUGGCGUUUUGAUGAAUAAGUGGACGUGUUCGGGUUCUAGGGUACGUUUAUAGUACGGUUCAGGAAGCGUUUGGCUGUUUCGUCCUGCUCACAGACUUUGUUGUCAUGUUUCCCACAGACAGAUCUCUCAGUCAGACGCUCAGAUGGUGAUUUGAAACGGAGCACUUCCAUUAAGAGUUCUCGCAGAUUCUCCAAAAGCACGAGAAAAUCUUUGAAUGUUUGUGUCGUCGGACGAGCUCCUGCUGGUUUGUGACGCUCGAUUUCCCGGGUCUCACCUCACAAAAGCACUUGUCAAACCCGGGUCACUCUGUGGUACGUUUCAGGUUCCAUCAGGUUGUGGAAACUUUUUCUUUUGUCCGUCAUCCAAAAGUCCUUCUUCACUCAGUUUUAGUUUUCUUUAACGGUACUAGUCCAGACAAGCUAGAGGAAAUCUUUUUGGUGAAUCAGCCCUGUGUCACGAAAUCAUUAGAUGUCGUAUCGAGUUAAGGCGGCGCACGAUAAACGCCGCCAGCACUGGUAACCCUUGAUACGCACGACCAUUAUGCACUAUCUUUGAUUCACUGAUGCGUUUCCACGACCCCUCAUGCAGCUCGGUUCACGACCUUUUCUUUGCACAUUGAAACAAAAAUUUACAACUUUUUUUUUUUUUUUUUUUUUGCGCCACAAGUGUACGUGUGUGUGUGUGUGUGUGUGUGUGCAUGCAUGUGUGUCAUAUCAUUGACUUGAAACAUGAAUGUAACGUCUCAGAUUUUCACCAUCAGUUUGCCUCGUUCACCGCUGUCGAUCGAGUCUUCAGUACCAGUAUUUGUCGCCUGCAGACGCCGAGACACACCUGUUAGUUCUCUCUUUAGUGUGGAAAGCCACUGCUGCCAUUCCUGGUUGUGAACGUGUGUGAGCGUGUGUGUGUGAGUGUGUGUGUGUGUCUGAAUGUGUGAGAUCCAGUUUGGAAAAGUGCAUUUACUGCGACUUGUGCUCUUUGACACUGCACCCUGAAUGCCUUGAGCAUUAUUCUGACUGUAGGGGGGUGAAAACAUGAAAAUACGAGUUUGAAAAACUAAAGAAAAAAAAAAAGUUGUGUACAAAUGUAAAAAAGAAAAUGUACCCUUUUUUAAAAAAAGAAAAGUCCACUUAUAUCCCACAUGUUCGGUCUCUUCUGUGUAUUGUAAAAGAAGCCAUGUUUAUAAUUCUAAUUGGUUUGUGACCAAUACGCCUGUUUAUAUCAGAUCUGUAUAUCAGUGGUACGCAUAAUUUUUUAAUAUAUUUUUUAUUUUACUUUUUUUUAAUGGGAGAUUUUAUGCAUGGUUGGGUCUUGAGAGACACAGCGGUGCCGUUGAAUGGUUGCUGUUUUUGGCAAAGUUCUAAAGUAUUGCAACAGCUCUGUGUUCAUAAACAAUUAUGACAUGAAAAUAAUAAAAGAUAUUUAUUUCACAAGA